AUGUACAGAGAAACAUCAUGCGAAGAAAGUAAUCAAAGCUACCAAGGAGAAUUCAUCUUAUUGGGAGUAGCAGACCGCCCACGCUUGGAGAUGGUGCUCUUUGCCAUUAUUCUGAUAUGCUACAUGAUGAACCUGGUGGGCAACACAACCAUCAUUGUUGUGUUGCUGCUGGAUCCCCAUCUCCACACCCCCAUGUAUUUCUUCCUCAGCAACCUCUCCUUCAUUGACCUUUGUUUUAGUACCAGUUAUGGCCCUCAGAUGCUGGUGAACUUCUGGAGAACAAGCAAGACCAUCACCUAUAGUGCCUGUUUGGUCCAGCUGUACACCGCUCAUGCAUUGGGCUCUACAGAAUGUAUUCUGUUGGCUAUCAUGGCCUACGAUCGCUAUGCUGCAGUGUGCCAUCCUUUGCAUUACACAACUAUUAUGAACCACUCCCUCUGCAUUAAAAUGGCUGCUUUCUCCUGGUUUAGUGGCUUCAGCAAUUCACUAGUGCAUACAAUGAUGACCCUUAGGCUUCCGCUGUGUGGCCAGAACAAAAUAGACCAUUUCUUCUGUGAUGUGCCAGCCUUCCUCAAAUUGGCCUGCGUUGACACCUCACUCAAUGAAGCUGUACUCUUUUCUGCCAGUGUGGUGUUCCUUCUAGUACCACUGGGCCUGAUCGCAGUUUCUUACGGCUACAUUGCAGCUGCCGUGCUGAGGAUCCGCUCAGCUGAGGGUAGGCGGAAAGCCUUCAACACCUGUGCCUCCCACUUGGUUGUGGUGUCGCUCUUCUAUGGCACCAUCAUUUUCAGUUACCUCCAGCCCCCGUCCAACUACUCCCGAGACCAAAGCAAGAUGAUUUCCCUUUUCUAUGCAUUUGUCACCACCAUGCUUAAUCCACUGAUCUACACUCUGAAGAACAAAGAGGUACACAAAGCAAUGAGAAGAGCAGUCAAGAAGAACUGA
Molecule: messenger RNA, 945 nt
Organism: Elgaria multicarinata webbii
Lineage: Eukaryota; Metazoa; Chordata; Lepidosauria; Squamata; Anguidae
Product: olfactory receptor 2G3-like
Exons: 1
Coding region: 1-945 (314 amino acids)
Biological process (GO): G protein-coupled receptor signaling pathway; detection of chemical stimulus involved in sensory perception of smell
Cellular component (GO): plasma membrane
Molecular function (GO): olfactory receptor activity; G protein-coupled receptor activity
Source: RefSeq, a predicted model, not a curated record